Rhinichthys klamathensis goyatoka is the source of this 2913-nucleotide messenger RNA. RefSeq names its product prominin 2 (gene prom2). The record is from RefSeq and is a predicted model, not a curated record. The coding region runs from base 170 to 2686 and encodes 838 amino acids. Gene Ontology annotation, molecular function: cholesterol binding. NCBI's taxonomy places the organism in Eukaryota, Metazoa, Chordata, Actinopteri, Cypriniformes, Leuciscidae. The transcript has 24 exons. Gene Ontology annotation, cellular component: apical plasma membrane; microvillus; prominosome.
AGGGUGAUUGUAUUUAUCUAAAAAAAAUUCUGUGCUGCCUACAGAGCAAUUCCAUUCCUGACAAUGUUUUUGUUUUUAUACUUUUGCAAGGAGGAUGUGUUGUAGGAUGUGAUGUCUGAUGCCCAUAAGAAUUGAUGACCUAAAAACUCACUGACUAGUGAUUGAAAACAUGAGGUCCAGAAUGAAAGGAGGUUUUUGGAGUGGCGUUUUGCUGUUUCUCUGCACAUUUGUAAGCGGACAACCAUCCUGUCCUGUAGAGACGAUAAGAACAGAGUUACAAAAUCCAAAUGAGAAACCUUCCAAGCUGACCUUCAACAGUGCCUUUAUGUCUCCAAUUGUAAAUUCAUUCCUGGGUUCUGUCCAGACCAAGUCAUUCCCUAAAGAUCUGGUGGUUGGAUUGGUAAAAGGCAGCGGAACCACACAAACGGAUAUGAUUAAAGAGGUUUUGCAAUAUGAGGUAGGUUUCCUUGUCUGUGUAGCCAUUGGGAUCCUCUACAUUGUCCUGAUGCCUCUAAUUGGCCUAUUCUUCGCCUGCUGUCGUUGCUGUGGUAACUGCGGGGGCCGCAUGUACCAGAAGCAGAAAACGAACAUCCACUGCAAGCGAAGAAGCUUUUACUGCUCCACAUUUAUCAUAACUGCACUAAUUCUGGCAGGGAACGUUUGCAUGUUCCUGAGCAGUACAUACACUUCAGAGACUGUGAUGGGCAGCUCCACAGAACUCAAAGACAUCUUGGAGAAUGUCAAAAGCUAUAUUACUACUGUUCCUGAGCAAAUCCGACAAGUGACGAAUGAGAGCUCUAAGACUGUGGAUAAGGUUGAAAACAACUUAAAUAAAACAGGGCCUUUGCUUGGCAAAGCGAUCCAGAAUGGUCUUAAAGGUGCCCUCGACCCAGCAUUCACAUCAAUUAGCGAAAUAGCUAAAGUGAUAAAUAGCACCAGCACUGGGCUGCUUCAGCUUAAUAAAACUUUGGAUCUGUUGAAACCGAAGGUGGAUACACUGCAAGCUAAUUUAUCAGCAGUGAGGCAGCGGAUUAACAACACUAUGCAUAUGUCAGACUGUGUAAACUGCAGUUCCUUUCAGCCAGAACUGGACAAACUGUCAUUGGAUGGAAGUCUUGAAUUUUCUGGUCAAAAUGAUUUGAGGUCUGCUAUAGACAAGGCCAUAAAUGCUAAUGUCACUGGACAGGCAGAAAAGGGGAGAGACUUUUUUGAUAGUAUUCCUCAAAAGGUGGAAACUCAGACGGCAACAACUGUGAUAUUGGCUAAGUAUGAGCUUGACAAGUUAAAAAAACAGAUCUCAGGUGUGACUAAAGACCUUCCCCUUGAUACAUUGGAGAAUAUUUCAGGACCAUUAUCUAACGUGCAGGGUUUCAUCUCAAAAUAUACUCCAGAGAUAGAGAGAUCAAGUCAAAUCAGCCGGGCUAUUGGAUUGACCCUGAGCUGUCUGAUUUUGCUGGUGGUGAUCUGUAAUAUUCUGGGUCUGCUGCUGGGUACAGCUGGACUAAAUGCUAAAGACAAUCCCACUGAACGCUCCGGCACAUCCAACUGUGGAGGAAUUUUCUUCAUGGCAGGAGUAGGUUUUAGCUUCCUGUUCUCCUGGAUCUUCAUGUUAGUGGUGUUGAUACUUUUCAUAGUGGGAGGUAAUACCUACACCAUGGUCUGUAAACCGUGGCAGAACAAGGAACUCAUCCAGGUUUUUGACACUCCAGGGCUGAUUCAAGGGUUCGAUUUGUCCAAGAUUCUGAAUUUGAAAACAAACCUGAGCAUUUUUAAUGUGUACAGUGAUUGUCAAAAUAACAAGCCCCUGUGGACCACAUUACAUCUGAAUGAGGUCUUCGACCUAAAUAAUAUGUUAAAUGUUUCAAAGUACGAAAGGCAGAUUUAUCAGACCUUUGAGGAUGCAAACCUCAACAUUGCAACCAUCACUGUCCUCAGUCCGGAGGUAGAGUCCCAGCUACACAACUUCUCUAGCAGUGCCAGCACUAUGAACUUCAGCAACAUUAUACAGCAGAUUAAUGAUGUGUCAGGGACAAAUCUGAGCUCAGCAGCACAAAGUCUGGAUGAGUUGGCUGAUAAACAGACAAACAACAAUAUCAGUAAGCAACUGCGUGGGGAAGCUAAAGAUCUGCGAGACAUCCAGACUGACAUCACGUCCAACAUUAUGCCUUUGCUGCUGGAGCUGAAUGCUACCAUUAAGAAUCUCAGCGCAGUAGCAUCGCAGAUCAAUGCAACUGUGGAGAAUGUUCUUAAAAAUGUUGGUUAUGCUCAGGACGUCCUGAACUACAACAUAUCACAAAUAGUGAAAAAUGAGAGCAUGUCAUUCAUAGACUGUCAGCUGAAAAUCUUUCAGGCAUAUGUUAGUUGGGCGAAUCAAACGAUCACAGAGAAGAUGGGUCGUUGUGGGCCUGUAGCGGCAGCAUUAGAAAGAUCAGUGGAUCUUCUUUGUAAACACCUGGUGGGAUCUGUGAAUGCCUUUUGGUUCAGUUUGGGCUGGUGUAUGAUAUUCCUGAUCCCCAGCAUCAUUUUCUCAGUUAAACUGGCCAAGUACUACCGCAGGAUGAAGUAUUCAGAUGUUCAUGAGAAUUCCUAUAAUAACAUCAGGAUGCAUUCUUUCCCAAAGGCUCACCUAAAACCUGAAUUAUUGGAAAAUGAGAAACAACCACCUUUUACAUACAUACAUAAAUAAAAACGACAGUAAAAGUUUGAUUUACACACGCCGACCCACAUAUCAAUGAAUUCACAAUGGUGGACAAAUUAUGCAGCCCUUAAAGGGACAUGGAGAUGGAAGAAAAAAAUUAUGUCAAUGCUGUUGCAUUCCCUCGGAAAUAUUUUGCGUUCCCCUGAGAAAUGUGCGUUACCUCACAAAACGUUUGCUUUCCUUGAGAAAUGCAUUCACUCGCAAAGAACGGAAAA